UGGUUAGCAAAAAUAACAUAAAAUCUAAACUGAAAUAUGUCUUAACACAGAUUGUAUUCAAACUUCCGUCCGUCCAUUUUUAUUAGCUGGGUAUAAUAUGUAUAUGUUGGGCAAAGGUAAUACUUUAAAAAAAAAUCAAAGGAAUACGAUCUUCAUGUAGAGUUACGACUUGAUGUUGUAGUUGAAGUGACAUAUUUAUGAAAGCGACCGAUGAUUAACUUAUUAAAAAGAUUAUACAACAAAGGGACAUUACUCUUGAACGAUGCGCGUCCAGUACAACAUGAAGAGCUCGACGAACUUGUGAAAUAAUUUCACGAAAUACUCACCACACGUUGAUCAUGUUAUAUCAGAAAUAAACAUUAUAGCUAGAAGACAAUGGUGGCUCUAUUCCUGCAGAAACAGAAUCAUACAGUUCAAGGACAGUGACUUAGAAAUACAUGAUAUUGAAGAUUGUUUUGACUGCGUUCAUUAUCCAGCUGGAUAAAAAGUGAAGGUACAUGGGCGGAAAUACAAUGUCUGGUUGAAUGUCUAUAUUCCAAACAUGAUGACUUGUCGGCAGACGUAGGACAUCCAGUAGCUGACGUCAUGAAUUGGAGGAUCAACUCGGAUCACGUGACGAUUUGAGCAGAGGAUCGUUUGAGAUUACAGGGUGUCCCAUGUCAACCGAAUCGCUUAUGAGAGGCAAGCAGACGUAGAUAGAUACGUGGCUGGGUGGCAGGAACAGCACGCGCAGGUAAAAGCCAGGUGUAUUGAGUUGCGCUGCGGUUUGUCACAUCAUCCAGCCGUAGCCUGAUCGUGCCAGGAUGUAGAACGUUUCGGGGGACAAGAGACAAAAAGCAAGUAAUCAUUAUCUUAUCAAGUCAAGUUUACAAACCAAAAGACGAUAAUUGGACUUGGGGAAUUAUAUCACAGACAUCACUAACUAUCAAGCAUGGGUAAGCAAGAAAAGGGAGGAUGGUGUCGGACAAUUAUGAAGAUAAUGUUCUCCCACAUUGGGCUGUGUGGUUUGGUGGCACUCUACUGUGCUGCAGGAGGAUUCAUCUUCGAACAUCUUGAAAAGUCCAACGAGGAACAAAUCUGCUACGACACAUACAAGGAAUACAUAGUCAUGGAAAACGACUCGCUCUCAAAGAUCCAACAGUUAGUUGAAGACUACGAAGGCAAUCCGGACAAGUCCACGCUGAAGUUUCAGCUCCAAGGAAUCCUUCAAAUCUACCGCGACAACAGUAUAAACAUAGGAUACGACGGAGGCAACUGCUCAGCGUACGGACUGGUAGACGGUCCGAAGUACAAGUGGUCCUGGUCCGGAGCCUUCUUCUUCUCCGUCACAGUGAUCUCUACCAUCGGGUACGGCCACAUAGCUCCGAAAACGUUCUGGGGAAGAUUGGUCUGCAUAGCGUACGCGGUACUUGGUAUACCGCUAAUGUUGUUGUGCCUCGCUAACAUUGGGGACGCUCUGGCGGAUGUGUUCCGCUUUAUAUAUGCGAAGAUCUUCUGUUGUGGAUGGUGCAGGAAGAAGGAAAAAACCAGCAAAGUCGUAAAGAUCAAACCAACGGAAAGCGAGCCACCGAACUGGAGCGAGAAAUCACGCAUUGUAAACAACCCUCAAAACGUGCGUAGAGAACCCCCGAGCAUCAAGGAUAACCUUGAUAAGGUUGACGAUCAACGUGACAACGGGGUCAAGGUCGUUCCUCUGAACAUGAAAAACACCGGGUCAAGUGUCGUUCAAAGGACCCCACCACCAAAAAACCCCGAAUAUGACAGCGAGUCAGACGACGACGAUGACGACGAUGACAUCGAUAGCAGCAUCACUAUUCCUCUUACGGUGACCAUGGUUGUCAUAGGAACCUACAUCUUUGGCGGUGCCGUGUUGUUUGGACUCUGGGAAGGAUGGGAUACCCUCCAAUCGUCCUACUUCUGCUUUAUCACGCUCAGCACAAUCGGCUUUGGUGACGUUGUCCCGGGAACAGAUUUCGACAAUCCAAGAGCGCAUGCACAGCUCGUCCUUGGCGCUAUAUACGUGAUGUUUGGAAUGGCUAUUCUUUCCAUGUGCUUCACACUCAUGCAAGAUGAAAUUAUCUCCAAAUGCAAGUGGAUUGGACAAAAACUUGGCUUGAUUGACAAAGACGAGGAUAGCGACUGAGACACAACUCCAUGUAGCGAACAUGUGUUUGUCCUUGUGUCCCCCUGUUCAACAUCAAAGUGCCAUUCUCUGAUUCUUUCAGAAAUAUUUUUGACAUUCUGCAAGCCUUUACACAUGUGAUACUUAAUAUAUAUAAUUUAAAUAAAGAAGUAUUGCCAGAGUAAGAAAAACCUUUUGCUAUAAUGAACAUAGCGUAUGAUAAUGUUUUCUUUUGGAAAAAGGUGGGGUUAAUGAUUUUUCUAAUUAUAAGUAGCAACUACAUAUUCAGUAUACUUUGCAAUGAACCCGAACGUACCCCUUGUUCUGCAUUUUACAUCAUUUCUAAUGAUUCUACAACAAAGUCGUUGGUGGCGUAUUUCGAUGAGCUGAACAUAUUUCAUCAUAUUCAGCCGGCAAUGAACGCAUGCACAAGUGAUUGCACGUACUCUGAAACACUUCAUCGACGGACGCUACAAACAAACGGAAUAAAAUGUGAUGAAUGCGAGACUAAGAAAAAAUGAGAGUGUGAAAUUAAUCAUAAAGCUAACUCUAUAUUCGCUCUUGGAAAAAGUAAUACCAAUAAACGCGUAGCCUUUAUCUGGAUUUUAAAUUCUUUAAUCUCUGAUCUCGUCUUUAAAUAAGUGCGAGAGCAUUAAUACAUAUGCAUUACUAUACAAACAAGUAUAACGUUGUAUAUAUGUGUAUCAAUGACAUAUCGAACUUCUAUUACCGGAAGCGGAAGUGAAGUGACGUUGUUUCAGCAACAUUGAAUUGCAGUCUGAUUUGCAUAUUUUGUUAUGGGGAACAGCUGUUAUGAUCAAGGAUUUUUUUAUCUGCUGAUUUAUCAUUAUAACUUGGUUAAUGAAUUUUUAAACAAAUUUUAAAGAUGUGAUUAUCGUGCCUAUCUACUACAUUUGUUAUUACAAUAUCUGCUGAAUUUCCUUCAAAUUAUUUUUUUGCUAAAAAUUUAUAUCAUCCUAUACAUGUAGCUUUAAAAUUGUCACACGAGUAUUUCCCGAUUUUGUUUGCGAUUGCCUCUAAAGGUAUGUUUUGCAAUAUUUUACUUUUGUUCCUCAGUAAUAUUUCAAAUUUUAAAUCAUUUUAUUUAUGUCUAUAUGUUUA
Molecule: messenger RNA, 3244 nt
Organism: Mizuhopecten yessoensis (Yesso scallop)
Lineage: Eukaryota; Metazoa; Mollusca; Bivalvia; Pectinida; Pectinidae
Product: TWiK family of potassium channels protein 7-like
Exons: 3
Coding region: 932-2143 (403 amino acids)
Biological process (GO): potassium ion transmembrane transport; stabilization of membrane potential
Cellular component (GO): membrane
Molecular function (GO): potassium ion leak channel activity
Source: RefSeq, a predicted model, not a curated record